Molecule: messenger RNA, 3253 nt
Organism: Pyricularia grisea
Lineage: Eukaryota; Fungi; Ascomycota; Sordariomycetes; Magnaporthales; Pyriculariaceae
Exons: 5
Coding region: 401-2491 (696 amino acids)
Molecular function (GO): glycosyltransferase activity
Source: RefSeq, a predicted model, not a curated record
GUAGCACUCUCCCCGGAAGUUUGGAUCAGGCCUGACUGGCCAAUCUUGACCACCAGAAGUGCACAAGACUCCUAAUUCGGAAAGACCGGUGACGACGGUUUGUUUUCUCCCUCCCACCUCGAGCUUUUUGCAAGCUCCCGUGGUCUCGCACAAAACCCAAUUUCUCUUCCUUCCACCGAGGGAACGCUUUUUCCCAACCACUUCUUCUUUUCCAGUCUUCCUUUUUUCCACCAUCUGAUCUUCAACUCCUCUCCAUCUUGUCUCUUGUCUGAGUUCCUGUGUUCUUUGUCAGAAUACCACUUUGAGCUUUCCAGCGUCUUGUUCUUUCAUCUGCGUUCCCUUCUAGAUAGACAAUAUCAAGACAGCACCCUAAAGAAGGACUUGAGACAAGUCCGCCAUCAUGUCUCAGCCAACUCGCCAGUUCUCCACGGGCGCUUCGGCGCACCGUAGACGGCAGAUGAGUACCGUCAUCGAGAAGGAAGGUCAUUUCGGCGUUGAGUUGACGACCCUCUUCUUGGGCAUCUCGGCAGUCUUUGCAGAUGACCAUACUGCAGUCGUGGCCCUCGCCAUUCACGACACUACUUACCUCAUUGAUUUCUCCGUCAAGCAUAUUGUGCUUGAUGAUGCAUUCAAGAUGGGUGAGGAUGUCAUCUCGGACUUUGUCAUCACGUCAGUUAAGGAGUAUGAACGUGAGAACUUUGCCAAGUUCAUUGGCGCUGGUCUACCCAUGACUCUCAAGUACAUGAGUCCUACACUCUGCUCUCGCCUUUGGCUAGAGACAGACAUUGUUCCCAUCGUCAUUCGACCGGAUGAUGACCACAAGGAGAAGACUUUCUGGGACGCCAAGCGUGUCGAUGAGCAGGCUGACUCGAUGGCACGCAAGUGCAUCAUGCACUUUGGACCCUCUCUGGCGCCUCUACUACACGUCGGUUUCCGUGGAAUUGUUCAGACCGAUGCUGGCUUCCGAGCCCCCAUCAACACCAUCCAGAACAACAAGGACGUUUGUUCUGCGGCAUCCUGGGAGACCAUGCUCACAUAUGCUAAGAAGCUGCGUGGAAACAAGACGAAGAUAGCCUUCUUCAGCAGCACCCCUCAAGGCGGCGGUGUAGCUCUCAUGCGACACGCGCUUGUGCGAUUUUCGCGCCUGAUGGGUGUUGAUCUGACUUGGUAUGUGCCAAAGCCUCGUCCGGGUGUCUUCAGGAUCACCAAGAACAUUCACAACAUCCUUCAGGGUGUCAGCCAUCCUGACCAGAGAAUCUCCGCCGAGGAGAUGGCUGCCAUCAUUGACUGGAUUUCCGACAAUGCACAACGUUACUGGUUCUCUGAGGGCGGUCCUCUGCGCCCUGCCUCGGAGGGUGGUGCUGAUGUGGUUAUCAUCGAUGACCCCCAGAUGCCUGGUCUCAUCCCAAUGAUCAAAAAAUUGACUCCAGACCGUCCCGUGCUCUAUCGCUCGCACAUUCAAAUCCGCAGCGAUCUGGUGGCGAUUUCUGGCUCUCCUCAGGCUGAGGUUUGGGAUUUCCUGUGGAGUAACAUUAAGGGCGCCGACAUGUUCAUCAGCCACCCCAUCCCCAUCUUUGUUCCCUACAACGUCCCCCGCGAGAAGGUGGUAUACUUCCCUGCCACUACUGAUUGGCUUGAUGGCCUGAACAAGCCUCUUAGCCGCUGGGAUGCUGGUUACUAUGGCCAUCUCUACAACGUGGCUGCUCACUCUCAGCGUCAGACCGAGCUUAACUGGCCGGCUCGCAAGUACAUCGUCCAGGUUGCUCGCUUCGACCCUGCAAAGGGCAUUCCUACCGUCAUCGACUCUUACGCCGAGUUCCGUCGCCGCUGUGAGAAGGAGGGUGUCACUGAUAUUCCCCAACUGGUUGUGUGCGGUAAUGGUUCGGUUGAUGACCCUGAUGCCUCGAUGAUCUACGAUCAAACAAUGACACAGAUGGAGACUCACUAUCCCCACCUAAUUAAGGAUGUGAGCAUCAUGCGUCUUGAGCCCAAUGAUCAGCUCCUGAACACAAUGAUUGCAAAUGCUCAUGUUGUUCUGCAACUUUCUACUCGUGAGGGUUUUGAGGUCAAGGUUUCGGAGGCGCUUCAUGCUGGAAGACCCGUCAUUGCUACUCUGGCUGGCGGUAUCCCAUUGCAGGUCAAGGACGGCGUCAACGGAUUCCUUGUCCAGCCUGGUGACUGGAAGACAGUUGCGGGACAUCUGAUCAAUCUGUUCACUGACCACGAGCUUCACAAGAAGAUGAGCCACGCUGCCGCUACUGGUGUUUCUGAUGAGGUCGGCACCAUUGGCAAUGCCAUUGGUUGGUACUACUUGGCUGCCAAGUGGAACGAGGUUGGUGUCGAGAAGAAUGGCAAAGGUGGUCUCAGGGGAGACGAGAAAUGGGUCAACGACAUGGCUCGAGAAGAGGCUGGGUUCCCGUACACCCAAAACGAGAACCGCCUGCCGCGCCACUUCACUCAGACCAAGAAGCUGCCAGUCCAGACAGCUUAAAGGUGAUCCCGGAACUACCAAUGGCGAUUGUGAGACGGCGCCAGUAAUCUAGGCGAAGCUGGGAUUUGACCGUUUUCAUUUGUCUCGUUUUGACAUGACAAGGUUUUUCUUCGUAUUUUUGAUCUUUGAUGACUUAAGUUUUUGACUCUGCGCUUGACUGGAAUCAACGAACUGUCCGGUGAAGGCUAGGUUUCUGUCAGGUGUUCCGGCCCAAGGCCAUUGAUCACUCCCCUCAAAAGCUUUUUUUAUUUCUCGCGAUGAUUUCUCGGACGAUGGUUUAAAAUGCUCUGCAAUAAUGACUACACACGGAUUUCUUAUUUUCUUUGCAAUGAGCCUUUUACUCAGACUACUUCAACUAAUGGACUUUCACUUCGACGCUGUUCUAUGCACUGGUCACACUGAUGGGCGGGUUUGAAAUCUCUACUCAGAACUUUUCUGUUCAAAUCUUCACUCAAGGGCUAUGUGCUGAAUAUUGUAUCAUUGACACAAUCUCUCAUUGUUGUUCCAACUCUACUCCCAGAAACACUUCACUCAAGCACGUCGGCACUGCUGUACGCUGGCAAACAAAAGUCUCCACUCAGAAGUUUUGCGAUGAUUUUUAACAAGAAAACUUGCUGGGACUUUCAUUUAAUACUGGUAACCGGAUAAUAAUUCAUGGGAUGGAACGCAUUUGGAUUGAUCUGUCAAAGAAGGAGGGACUCUGAUCCAUCUUUGUAGUAAUGCGGAGGUGGAAUCAUCAAAGAUCUUUGUUCGCAUGACUGC